Solanum tuberosum (potato) is the source of this 2624-nucleotide messenger RNA. RefSeq lists its product as uncharacterized. The record is from RefSeq and is a predicted model, not a curated record. Lineage: Eukaryota; Viridiplantae; Streptophyta; Magnoliopsida; Solanales; Solanaceae. The transcript has 2 exons. Bases 1143 to 2129 code for a protein of 328 amino acids.
GAAAUGAAUUAAAAAAAAACUACGGAUACGCUGUAGUAGUUAAAUAUCCACAAUUGGAAUUAGCAAUAAUUGGGUAUCAUUAAGGAACACAAAGUCCAACCAACUACAGUAAAUCAUUAAUCAUAUAGAAUUAUAGAUUCGACAGCAGAGAAGGGGAAUGCUCAACAUCUACCAUCAUCUACAGUAGUAGUAUUUAGCUUUUAUGCAAAUUGGAAUAGGAUAAAGAUCUUCAUGUUUAAUUUACAAUCUACACGAAGUCACUUAUUGAAUGUGGCAAACUCUUUUUUUUUUCUUUUUUUUUAUAAAUAAUUGUGGUGUCCAAGCUAGCUUGCACACACUUGGACAACAUAUUUUGUCACCUCCUACUAGUAAUGGAUAUCAAGUAACUUUGUCCAUCAAGGUUAGAACAAAUGGAAAGCAAUCACCUAGUGUUUGCCUCCGCUGGAAUCCAAAUUUGAAACCUCAGGGUGCUUAACCCAACCCACUUUAUUAACCAUUGAGGCACAACCUUGGGUUGAAUAUGGCAAACUCUUCUAAGCAAUUUCCAAAAAGAAAAAUAAGAUUGUGGGCAUGUUAACAUUUUCUACGCCUCUACUUUAUACCGGAAUAAGUAUCUUCCCAGAAAGGGAUUUUGAUUCGUGCCAUGGCUUUUAUUGUCUAUUGGGGUGUAGUAAAAAAGAGAGAAAAGGGAAAAAAGAAGACAGACUUGGUUGGAAAAUACUGCUCCUUGUUAUUGCAGAGAAUAAAAGGUACCAAGGAGAGGGGCCUCAUUCUCCCUCAAAAAUCAAACUUGUCCACUAGCAAAGAAAUCCUUAAAAGCUAAUCUUUGACUUUAUCGAGCAAAUACAAUUGCUUUGUGGGUUUCAUUGAUAAAUCAAUCAAUAGUUAGUUAUGCCUCAAUUCCAGAUUAGUUGUAUCAACAACUUUAUGAUUCAUCUAUAUAUCUAUUCAUUCAAAAGAUUCGAUGUAAUUAGAUUAUUUUUACAUUAUCAAUCAACCUACUGUUUCCGUGAUUAAUUUAACUUGAUAAUUUAGAUUAAAUUCUCUGUAGCCACGCAUCCAAAGCAAGCAUAAAUAUAUGAGCUACCUCACACUCAACUCAAUAAGGUUCUUCAGACUCUCUUUUGGAACCAAACUAAAACAUGAUGAACAGCACCAGCAUAAAACCCCUCAGGAGAUCAGGGACAUCUAUAGUAGCAAUGAAAAGAUUGAACAAUACCUCAUCGUUCCCGUUGGCACAAGCUCCACUCUCAGCUGUCUCUGCUCUUUCCUCAGCCGCAAAGACCAAGGGUGGUAACCAGCCAUCUCCCACUCCAAACUACAUAGAGUUCCCAACAUCGCCCCAGCCACCUGAUGAUCACACCGGGUAUCAUGCUAAUCACAAUGGAACCAUUGUUCAUCAUACUCACUCAAAGCACCCGCUUGCAGAGAUCACUCUCUCAGAACUAUUUACCUGCUCAGGUUGCAAAGAGUUUGGCACUGGCCGUAGGUAUGCAUGCCAAGACUGUGGUUUUCAGCUUCAUCACUUCUGUGCCUUAUCUCCGCCCUCUCUUAAGGCUCAUCCUUUCCAUGGACAGCACCAACUUGUCUUCCAUGCUAAACCUAAACAAGUUAAAGCCGGAAUAGCGUGGCCAAGGUGUGAUGUCUGCUGCAAGUCCACCAAAGGAUUCACAUUUAGAUGCAGAGUCAACUCCUGUAAUUUCCAGAUGCAUCCUUGUUGUGCCAUGCUUUCCACCGAGAUUAAAUUUCCCAAUCAUCCGCACCUACUAAAAGUCUUACCCCCAGGAAACACUUUACCAGGUGGUGCUGGUGGUGGUAAUGAUCAACCAGGAAUGGUAUGCAGUGAGUGCAAGAAGAAAAGGUCAUCAGGUCGAGUGUACAGCUGCACAGUCUGUGGCUACCAUCUUCAUGCACUGUGUGCUAAGUCCAUGAUCAAUGGCCUCCAAGAAUAUGGAAUCAAGCCUCCUGAAAAGCCCAAUAUGCUUGGGACUGCUGCUCGUCUUGCAUCUCAGGUUGUUAUUGAAUUUAUUGGUGGUCUUAUUGAAGGAUUUGGAGAAGGGGUCGGAGAGGUUCUGGUUCAGAAUAUUGGGAGAGGAAGAGGAAGCACUAACAGAAGAAGAAUUGCAUGAAGCAGACCUCAAUGCACAGGGAGCACCAUUCCCUCCCAAUUAAUAUUUCCAAACCCACCUUCCACUCCAUUUUUUUUCACUAAAGAAAGUGAAACAAAAUGCAAAUUAAAUAUUCCUUAUUAUUAUUCUUAAAGGACAUGAGAAUUUCUUUGUUAAAUUGUUUAAUAUGAUAACUUCCUGAAGCUUUUAUGAUGCAUAAUGAAUAAAUUUCCAGAUAUAACAAAAAGGAUGCGUGUCACACAAUAAAUAACAAGUAACAUACUUGCUUCCUUAUUAUUUACAUCCCAUCAUAAACGGAAGUUUAAACAAUAACAAUAGUCAUUUUACAUCCCAUUAUAAACAAGACCAUAUAAGGUUCAUUGUCAUUGGUAUGGACAACCUCAAAUACUCUUCUGGGCACAACAUGUCUUCACCUUUUCUAGGUAUGACAUUAUUUUCAGAAGACUUUCAUAUGAAUUAGGAGUUCACAUAUUACAGCCUUAAAGAUAAAGAAGA